Molecule: messenger RNA, 2088 nt
Organism: Rhododendron vialii
Lineage: Eukaryota; Viridiplantae; Streptophyta; Magnoliopsida; Ericales; Ericaceae
Product: protein ANTAGONIST OF LIKE HETEROCHROMATIN PROTEIN 1-like
Exons: 5
Coding region: 1-1200 (399 amino acids)
Source: RefSeq, a predicted model, not a curated record
AUGGACAAUGACGAGGAGGAAGUUGAGCAGAUGGAACUAAUGCAUGCAUUCUUGGCACUACAAUAUCUUGUCGCUUCCAUAAACUUUGUGUGUGCUCUAUUUGUGGUCUUCAUGCAUGUUGCAUUGGAAAACCCCCGACCUAGGUUUACUAUCGCUAGGUCUCCGCAUCCAUUCCGAAUUCAAUUAGACAAUUUGAAUAAAUUGUUUAAAGGUAAUGAAUCAUAUUGUUUUGACCAACUUCGAUUGACAAAAGCGGCAUUCAUGACGUUAUGCACAAUGACAAGAAGUGUAGGGUUAUCUGAUUCAAGGUAUGUUGUAUUGGAGGAGAAGUUAGCAAUGUUUAUGUCAACCCUAGCCCAUCACAAAAAGAAUCGGGUCAUCAAGUAUGACUUCACAAGAAGUGGUCAUACUGUACUUCUGGCUCUAAUACGCCUCCACGGCGUUCUUUUUAAGGCACCAAAGCCUAUUCCAGCUAAUUGUACGGAUGAAAGGUGGAAGUGGUUUCAGAAUUGUCUUGGAGCACUGGAUGGGACAUACAUUAACGUCCGCGUUGCAGCUACGGAUAAACCCAGGUAUAGAACAAGAAAGGGGGAAAUAGCCACCAAUGUUUUGGGUGUUUGUGCCCCAGACACCCAAUUUAUUUAUGUAUUGCCGGGGUGGGAAGGUUCUGCAUCAGAUUCUAGGAUACUUAGAGAUGACGUCACUAGACAACAUGGCUUGAGAGUGCCUACUGGUCACUACUAUCUGGUAGAUGCGGGGUACACAAAUGGGGAGGGUUUCCUAGCACCGUAUAGAGGUCAACGAUAUCACUUGUCCACAUGGAGACACGGGCGUACCCCUACUUCUCCCCAAGAGUUUUUCAACAUGAAACACGCUUCUGCUCGUAAUGUGGUUGAGAGAACAUUUGGCAUUCUUAAAGCGAGGUGGGCAAUUUUGAGGUCUCAUUCUUACUUUCCUAUCUGGACUCAAUGUCAUAUAAUCACUGCAUGUUGCCUUCUCCACAACUUCAUAACACGCGAAAUGCCCAAUGAUCCAUUUGCACAAGUAAAUGAUAACCAACAAGAGGCACAUGAAACCGAAGAAGAUGAGUUCAUUGAUGUUGUGGAACCCACCAACCAAUGGAGUGAAUGGAGGACCACAUUGGCCACUCAGAUGUUUAAUGAGUGGCAGGCCAACAGGGCUCAUGGGAAUUUUACUUAGCCUUAGUUCAAUAGUUGGUUUUUAAUUACUGUACCGUAUCACGUGGCUUGUAUUUGACAUUCUUAAGGCUUUGCCAUUUGUAUUCUAUGUGUGAGUUGGAAUUUUUCUUAUUGUAAUGAAUUAUGUGCUUUGUAUUAUUUUAAUUUUCGUUUUCCUCUUAGACAUUUGUAUUCUAUUUAUGUGCGAGAGGUGAAAAUUUUUAUAGGGUAAUGAAUCAUUUUAUACUUGUGUAUUCGAAACCACAUAGGAAUGCCUAAGAAGAGUGAUGGAAAAGCAGCUAGGAGGUUUUGGAAUAAGCGUGAAGAGGAAUUCCUCCUGAAUACUAUGAAAGAUUUGGUCAUUGAGAAUGCUAUGUGGAAGCUUGAUUGUGGAAUGUUUAAGGGAGGCUUCUUCAAAGAGUGUGAGAAAAAAAUCAUACUCCGUUUUCCUGGCACUGACCUGAGGGCAAGUCCUCACAUUGAUUCGAAGAUCAAGACGUGGAGGAAACAAUAUAAUCUACUGCAAGACAUGAUCCAAUCCAGUGGCUUUGGGUGGGACGAUAGUGAGAAAAUGGUACUUGUAGACAGUGAUGAUGUAUGGGAGAAUUAUGUCAGGAGGGUCUCUGAUGCCAAGGGAAUGAGGAACAAGCCCUUCCCAUACUAUGAUGACUGGCUCACUCUCUUUGGCAAGGAUAGAGCCAAUAGAAAUCUUGCUAAGGCACUGGCGGAGACCGUUGCUGCUAUGGUGGGGGAGCCAUCUACUACCGAGCAAGGGUACUAUUCCCCUGUUAUGGACUUCUCCUUGGGUGGUGACACAGAAUUUCCUCUGGGUCGUGGUACGGAGUUUUCUGUCCCCCAUAAUACUCCUCAAUCAGCUGCACCUAGCUCCUCUAACAUGGUGGGAAAGAAA